Molecule: messenger RNA, 540 nt
Organism: Anisakis simplex (herring worm)
Lineage: Eukaryota; Metazoa; Nematoda; Chromadorea; Rhabditida; Anisakidae
Source: the annotation of a GenBank genome assembly
AUGGCUAGCAAAAUCCGGAACUAUUACAAACGGAAAGCUGGUAAAGAAGCAGAUCCGGAAUAUGAAUUUGGUGAGACAGCAUUCACACAUACUCUACCGUUUUUGGGUUCAUUAACGCCCGGUCAAGGUCUGCAAUCGCUGGAAAACAACCUCUAUCGAGCACCAAUCUAUAAGCAUGAGCCGAAUCGAACGGAUUACCUUCUGAUUCGAACGAAACAAGGAUUCUUCAUUCGACGUUGUCCAACGCUGUUUUUGGUGGGACAAGAAUGCCCACUGUACGAAGUGCCGAGUCCAAACUCGAAACGAGCCACGGUGUUUGUUCGCGAUUUCCUGCUUGCGUAUAUUUAUCGACUGUUUUGGGCCAGUGAUCAAACUCCGAGAAGACUGAAAAUGGAAGAUAUCAAAGCGGCAUUCCCGCAUUACGCGGAAAGCUCCGUGCGGAAACGUUUGAAACAGUGUUCAGACUUCAAGCGGUUAGGUCAAGGGCCUGAUCAGAAUUACUGGGUAGGUGGUUUGUUGUUGGAUUAUUUUGAUGAUUGA